This is a messenger RNA of Lindgomyces ingoldianus, 2960 nucleotides long. Its product is annotated as Cullin-domain-containing protein. Bases 71 to 2731 code for a protein of 886 amino acids. Lineage: Eukaryota; Fungi; Ascomycota; Dothideomycetes; Pleosporales; Lindgomycetaceae. Gene Ontology annotation, molecular function: ubiquitin protein ligase binding. The record is from RefSeq and is a predicted model, not a curated record. The transcript has 4 exons. Gene Ontology annotation, cellular component: Cul4-RING E3 ubiquitin ligase complex. Gene Ontology annotation, biological process: DNA damage response; protein ubiquitination; ubiquitin-dependent protein catabolic process.
GGACUUUUUCCAACCUCAACUCUCACCGCGGGGCCGUCUAUUUCCCCGCUGCAGCCAACCCAGCCCGCCAAUGUCGGCGAAUCCGGCGGACCGAAAACGAAAGCACUCUUCCCACACCAUCCACGAGCUCUUCACCGCGCAACACAAACCGAACACGUCGGCGGCUCCGCUCUCGCCGAGCAGCAAACGCGGCAAGUUUGACAACACUUCCGGCUCCAAGGAUAAGGAAACUGCUACGGGGGCUGGGAUUGUAGAGGCGUCCUUGGCGAUGAGUGCGGCAGAUAUGUAUCAUUUCCCGAGCUCGAAGAGGGUGGAUGCAGGUGGGCGGGGCGGUAAAGAGGUGGUGGAAAUUAAUUCGAGCCCGGAGAAUAGCCCGUCGAAGCGUCCGUCAAUGCCGAAGAAUGGGAUUAGGAAGGCUACGCCAAAUAUGCAUGCCCAUGGAUCGGGACCUAAGCGUAUGCUAGUCAAGAAUUUCAAGCCGGCGAGGAAGGUCGAUCCGAAAGAUUUUUUUGAUCAGGUCUGGGGGAAGGUAGAUAAGGCGCUGGAUAUUGUGUUUUCGCGGGAGGAGAUUGCGUUUAGUUUGGAGGAGCUGUAUCGUGGGGUUGAGAAUCUGUGUCGGCAGGGUAUGGCUGGUGAGGUGUGCGAGAGGUUGGUACAGAAGUGUGAGGGCUAUGUGGGAGGUGCUUUGAAGAAGAAGGUCAAAGAGAUCGUGGGGAGGAAGAAUGUUGAUAUUCUAAGAGGAGCACUGCAGGCGUGGGCCACUUGGGGCGAGCAGCUGAAAUACCUCCAUUGGAUCUUUUGCUAUAUGGACCGCGCAUAUCUCCUCCCGAAGCAGCAGUCGUUGCACGAAAUCGCCGUUGACCUCUUCCGCAAGCUCAUCUUCGAACAACCGAAGCUUAAUUCGAAAAUUGUUGAUGGUGCCUGUGAUUUGAUUGCUGUUGAUCGCGCCGGGGAGCAUAUGGAUCGGCAGAUGUUUUCGGAUGCUAUCAAAAUGUUCCACGAGAUGCAGGUCUAUACUACAUACCUUGAGCCGCGAAUGCUCAAGCUUAGCCAGGACUAUGUCGUGGACUGGGCCGAUAGGAUAAGUACGGAGAACGGCCUAGCCGAUUAUGUCAAGGCUGCGAAGGCGCUCAUGAAGGCCGAAAUGGAGAGAGUCGAGGUCUUCGGGCUGGAUAGUUCCACUCGACGGGACCUUCUCACCCUUCUUGAGGAUCGACUGAUCUCGAGCAAAGAAUCACGUCUCAUCAAUCAAGACGAUCUUGCGGGUCUUCUUGAAGACAAUGCUGUCAAUGACCUCGGAGCUCUAUACUCAUUACUCGAACGUCGGCGGCUUGGCGCCAAUAUCCGCCUUGCAUUUAUGAAGUGGAUAGAAGACACAGGCACCGCUAUCGUGUUCGAUGAAAAAGAGCAGGACAACAUGGUAGUCAAACUCCUCUGCCUCAAGCGCCAACUCGACACUAUCUGGAAACUAUCUUUCCACCGCAACGCUGAGCUCGGCCACGGCUUGCGAGAAGCAUUCGAAACAUUCAUGAACAAAACAAAGAAAACAAGCACGACAUGGAACACUGAUAACUCGAAACCGGGAGAGAUGAUUGCUAAGUACGUCGAUGUGCUAUUAAGAGGCGGCGCCAAAGCUAUUCCCGCACAACUUAGUCGAACGGAGAAGCAGCUCGCUGUGGCGGAGGAAGAGGAUAAUGAGGAUGUGGUAUUUGACGAGGAUACGGAAGUCAAUAAUCAGCUUGACCAAGUUCUGGACUUGUUCCGAUUCGUGCAUGGAAAAGCGGUGUUUGAGGCGUUUUAUAAGAAAGAUCUCGCCCGGAGAUUACUUAUGGGACGGAGUGCUAGCGCGGAUGCCGAGAGGAGUAUGCUGGCAAGGCUGAAGACCGAAUGCGGCGCCGGCUUUACAGCAAACCUCGAGCAAAUGUUCAAAGACAUCGAGCUCGGGCGAGAGGAAAUGACAUCCUACAAAAUGAUCCUCGAGGAGCGGAACCAAAAACUACCACUUGAUCUCAACGUCAACAUUCUUUCCGCUGCGGCCUGGCCUACAUAUCCAGACGUCCCAGUCAUAAUUCCCACGCAAAUCAAAUCCGCUAUUGAUAAGUUCGAAACUCACUACAAGUCGAAGCACUCCGGCCGGAAGCUGGAUUGGAAACAUGCGCUAGCGCACUGUCAGAUCAAGGCGAAGUUCCCGCGAGGCAAUAAGGAGUUGGUGGUUUCGAGUUUUCAGGCUAUUGUUCUCCUGCUAUUCAAUGGGUUGGCGGAGGACGAACAUGUGGAUUACAAUACUCUGAAGGAAGCUACUGGACUGCCACCCGCAGAACUAAGCCGCACCCUCCAAUCCCUCGCUUGUGCCAAACUGCGUCCCCUAACCAAACACCCAAAAUCCCGCGAUAUCUCCCCAACCGACACAUUCACUCUCAACGCCUCCUUCUCGGACCCCAAAUACCGCAUCAAAAUCAACACGGUGCAGCUCAAGGAAACUUUGGCCGAGAAUAAGGAAACGCAUGAGCGCGUCGCCGCGGAUCGGAAUUACGAGACCCAGGCGGCGAUUGUGAGGAUCCUGAAGGCGAGGAAGAAGAUUAACCAUAGUGAGUUGGUGGCGGAGACAAUUCGGGUUACGAGGAGCAGGGGCACUUUGGAUGUGGGGGGGAUUAAGAGGAAUAUUGAUAGGUUGAUUGAGAAGGAGUUUUUGGAGAGGGAGGAGGAUGGGGGGUACAGUUAUGUUGCUUAGGGGACUUGGUAGCCAGAGGGACAGAAUGAGGGGGUUUACGUGGGUAACGAAUGGUUUAGUAAACAGGCAUUGGGUAUACAGGGUAUAGGUGAUAGGACUGUGUAUCUAUACAGCCUCCGAUAGUGUACCAGACUGACCUAGGUUCACGUGCGCUACAAGUGGAAAUUAUCUCGCAGUAUAUGGAGAGGGAAAGUGUAAUGAACAAGAGCACCUGGACUUGAAUAUCUAU